AUGCCGAGUUCACACAAUGAUAUAAAUGUGUUGGAUCAUUCAUCGGUAUUCAAUGGCAUCAUCAAUAGCCAAUUACCUCCGAUUAAUUAUGUAGUGAAUGGACAUCACUAUAGAAUGAGGUAUUACGUGUCUGAUGGUAUAUACCCUAAAUGGGUAACUUUGAUGCAGACCAUCCAGCACCCAACCACUACAAAAGAAAAAUUAUUUGCUCAGCGACAAGAGGCAGCAAGAAAAAAUGUGGAACGGGCUUUUGGGGUAUUGCAGAUCAAGUGGGCAAUAACACAAGGACCAGUGCGUUACUGGGAGAAAGAUGACUUGCGCCUUAUAAUGAAAACAUGCAUCAUCCUUCACAAUAUGAUCAUUGAAGAUAAGCGUCAUGCAAAUGUUGGAAGAUGGACUCCGCCACCGGAGGAUGCAAUCCCGAUUCCCACUUUAAGUCGAUGCCCAUCAGUUUUAGCGGCACACAUAUCCUCUCGCCAACUUUAG
Cornus florida is the source of this 486-nucleotide messenger RNA. RefSeq lists its product as uncharacterized. NCBI's taxonomy places the organism in Eukaryota, Viridiplantae, Streptophyta, Magnoliopsida, Cornales, Cornaceae. The record is from RefSeq and is a predicted model, not a curated record. The transcript has a single exon. The coding region runs from base 1 to 486 and encodes 161 amino acids.